This is a messenger RNA of Vitis riparia (riverbank grape), 2727 nucleotides long. Its product is annotated as translation initiation factor IF-2. The transcript has 8 exons. Gene Ontology annotation, biological process: translational initiation. Bases 203 to 2380 code for a protein of 725 amino acids. Gene Ontology annotation, molecular function: GTP binding; translation initiation factor activity; GTPase activity. The record is from RefSeq and is a predicted model, not a curated record. NCBI's taxonomy places the organism in Eukaryota, Viridiplantae, Streptophyta, Magnoliopsida, Vitales, Vitaceae.
UCUCCUCCAGGCUCAGCUUCUUCUCUUGGCCCUAGAGUUUCAAUAUCUUCUCACAUGAACUUCAAAUCCGAAGAGAGUUUCGAAUCAUAAUGAGAUCUGUUGGAUUCUGAAUCGGUCUCGAACGUACUAAUUAUUUACUGAUUGUUUCUCGGGAGAACAGUUUCCUGGAAAUAUAGCUCUAUACGUUUCGACACACUUAUGAAUGGCUUGGAGAGAGGUUGGGAAAAAGAGCAUUUGUGCCAAUCUCACAAAAGCUUUGGCUUCAACAAAAUCUAGAGAUGUUCCUGAUCCGCUUUCCACGCCUAUUUUGGAAGAUGCGCUGAAAUCAAUUUCUUCUUCCAUCAAACAUGUACCAGUGUUUUCUGCGAGCCAAUCGUCAUUGGGUGCUGAUAAGUGCCAGAUUUUGCCCAACCGACCCUUAACACGGCGUUUUCAUGCAAGUCCUGGACUAUUGGCUAGAAGAAGAAGUGAUGAACCAUUUGGUUUGAAGACUCCGAAGAGAGAGAAGUAUGUGAAAAGAGAGAGUAAGAUGCAACCGCCUGUCGAAGCUCCUUAUGUGCAUCCUAAACCCAAAAGAACUACCAAAUCAUUACCAGAUAGAACAAUUGACAUAUUUGAAGGCAUGACCAUUGGUGAACUUGCUAAGCAUACCAAUGAGUCAAUAUCUACUUUGCAGGAAAUUCUUGUAAAUGUAGGGGAAAAGUUUGACUCAGAGUUUGACACUCUCAGCAUUGACAUUGCAGAGCUGGUAGCAAUGGAAACUGGGGUCAAUGUUCGGAGGCUGCAUUCCAAUGAAGGGGCAGAAAUUUUACCUCGGCCUGCUGUAGUAACAGUCAUGGGUCAUGUUGACCAUGGUAAAACUUCUCUUUUAGAUGCUCUACGUCAAACAUCAGUGGCAGCCAGGGAAGCUGGGGGCAUAACUCAGCAUCUUGGUGCAUUUGUUGUGAGCAUGCCAUCAGGAGCAUCAAUCACAUUCCUCGACACACCUGGUCAUGCCGCAUUUAGUGCUAUGCGAGCAAGAGGUGCUGCAGUCACAGAUGUAGUUGUCCUAGUGGUGGCCGCUGAUGAUGGUGUGAUGCCCCAAACUCUUGAGGCCAUGUCUCAUGCCAAAGCAGCUAAAGUACCAAUUGUGGUUGCAAUUAAUAAAUGUGAUAAACCAGCUGCAGACCCAGAAAGAGUAAAAGUCCAGCUUGCUUCAGAGGGGUUGCUGCUGGAGGAGAUGGGUGGCGAUGUUCAGGUGGUUGAAGUUUCAGCAGUAAAUAAAACUGGCUUGGAUAACUUGGAAGAGGCUUUGCUUCUCCAGGCAGAUUUGAUGGAUCUGAAAGCACGUAUUGAUGGGCCUGCUCAAGCUUAUGUGGUGGAAGCAAGACUUGAUAGGGGUCGCGGUCCAUUGGCUACCGCCAUAGUGAAGGCAGGGACCUUAGUUUGUGGCCAACAUGUGGUUGUGGGUGCAGAGUGGGGCAGAAUAAGAGCUAUUAGGGAUAUGAUGGGGAAUUUGACAGAUAAGGCUAAGCCCGCCAUGCCUGUCGAGAUUGAAGGGUUGAGAGGGCUUCCAAUGGCUGGUGAUGACAUCAUUGUUGUGGAAUCUGAGGAAAGAGCUAGAAUGCUUAGUGCAGGGAGGAAAAAGAAAUAUGAGAAAGAUAGGCUUAGAAAGAUUGAUGAGGGGAGAACAGAAGCUCCGGAACCAUCAGAAGAUGUGCCUGAGAGGGUUGAAAUGCCGAUUAUAGUGAAAGCAGAUGUGCAGGGCACAGUCCAAGCAGUCACAGAUGCAUUGAAGAGUUUAAAUAGUCCUCAGGUUUUUGUGAAUGUAGUCCAUGUUGGCGUUGGGCCUAUCUCUCAGUCUGAUGUCGACUUGGCACAAGCCUGUCAUGCCUGUAUAGUUGGAUUCAAUGUGAAGAAUCCACCUACUUCUCUCAGUCAGGCUGCAUCUCGAGCUAGUAUAAAGGUAAAAAUACAUCGUGUGAUAUAUCACCUUCUGGAGGACAUUGGCAAUUUGAUUGUAGAUAAGGCCCCUGGGACUUUUGAGACCCAGGUAGCCGGGGAGGCUCAGGUGCUGAACAUAUUUGAGCUCAAAGGUAGGAGCAAAUCCAAGGGAGAUGAUGUGAAGAUUGCUGGCUGCCGGGUGAUAGAUGGGCGUGUGACCAAGUCCUCAACCAUGAGGCUUUUGAGGAGUGGGGAAGUUAUGUUUGAAGGGUCAUGUGUCUCCCUCAAGCGGGAGAAGCAGGAUGUGGACACAGUUGGCAAGGGGAAUGAGUGUGGACUUGUGAUCGGAGACUGGGAUGAUUUCCAGAUUGGAGACGUCAUCCAGUGCUUGGAGCAAGUGAAUAGGAAGCCCAAGUUCAUUUCUUCAGAGAGUGGGGCUGUUCGAAUCGAGUGCUGACGCAUAUCCAGCAAUAUAGGCUGCUGCAGAUAUGCUUUGCAACUUGAUUUAUUCGCCCCUGCAUUUUUGUCAAGUAAACCGAACUUCUUCUAGUGUUUUCAUUUUUUGACAUAUCUUCAGGGAUCAAUGGCUUCUUCUGCCCAUUUAGCCCUCUACUUUAGAACAGCAAAAACUUACCUUUACAAGUCAAUUUUGGGAGGUCAAGUCUGAUACCUUCAUUUUGGGCUUCGAUACAAUAUGUACAAUUGAGGAGCUUAAGAUUAUAAUCUGUACAAUAAACAGCUACCAAUUAUUUUUAGCUGUAUAUGACAAAUCAUCAAUGAUUAUUCAUCUUUCUCUUCUAUUUU